AUGCUGCCCUUCUCUCUCGGGCUGCCGUGCUCCGUCGACGACUUCCAGCGGCUCGCGGAGACACUCCUGGACCGGCCGCUCUACGAGUACCUCGCGUCGGGCAGCGGCGACGAGGCGACGCUGCGGGACAACCGCGCGGCCUUCGGCCGCUACGCGCUGCGGCCGCGCGCGCUGCGGCCCGUCGAAGGCCUCUCGACGGCGCGGACGCUCUUCGGCGCGGAGCUCAACUUACCCGUCUUCGCGUCGCCCGCGGGCGUGCACGCGCUCGUCGACGGCGCGGGCGAGCGCGCCACGGCGCGCGCCUGCGGCCGCGCCGGCGCGCUCUUCGGCCUCAGCCAGCACGCGACGGUGAGCAUCGAGGACGUCGCGGCCGCGGCGCCGAAAGCGCACCGCUGGUACCAGGCGUACCUGCUCAAGGACCGCGCCGCGACGCGCGACCUCGUGCGGCGAGCGGUGGCCGCGGGGUCGCGGGGAAUCUUUCUCACCGUCGACUCCGUGCGCUUCGGCUUCCGGGAGGCCGACGCGCGCAACGGCUUCUGCGCGCUGCCGCCGCCGUUGACGCUCGCGAACUAUCUCGCGACGCCGCCGGGCGAGAGCGCGGCGGCCUGGGAGACGCGCGAGCACCGCGCCUGGGACCAGAACUCCGAGGCGCUCUUCGACACGGCGGCGUCCUGGGACGCCGUGGCCUGGCUCCGCGAAGAGCUCGACGAUUUGGACCGGUCGAUCCCGCUCGUGGUCAAGGGCGUCAUGACGGGCGAGGACGCGGCGCUCGCCGUCGCCCACGGCGCCGACGGCGUCUUCGUGAGCACCCACGGCGGCCGCCAGCUCGACGAGACGCUCGGGAGUUUGGACGUUCUGCCGGAGGUCGUCGCGGCGGUGCCGUCGGGCACGCCCGUGCUCCUCGACUCGGGCGUGCGCCGGGGCACGGACGUCGUCAAGGCCCUCGCCCUCGGCGCGACGGCCGUCGGCGUCGGCAAGCCGCUCUUCUUCUCGCUCGCCGUGGGCGGGGAGCGCGGCGUGGACAAACUCUUUGACAUCCUCGAGGAGGAGCUCCGCGUCGCCAUGGCGCUCACGGGCUGCGCGUCGCUCGACGACAUCACGGCCGACGUCGUCUGCGCGCGACCCUAG
Molecule: messenger RNA, 1128 nt
Organism: Aureococcus anophagefferens
Lineage: Eukaryota; Pelagophyceae; Pelagomonadales; Pelagomonadaceae
Exons: 2
Coding region: 1-1128 (375 amino acids)
Molecular function (GO): oxidoreductase activity; FMN binding
Source: RefSeq, a predicted model, not a curated record